GGAGGUGAGGAGGAGGAGGACAUAACUCUGUCAAAAGGACACUAGAGGACAGGAGUGGGAGAAGAGGACGAGGAAGGAGAGAGAGGAAAAGGGAGCGCAAGAAGCAGGUGUUGCAGCCAUGUCAGACACACCUUUGCAGCGGAACGGCACGGCAAACGCCCCGAUGUCGUGUGAGGAGGCUCAACUCCACAAAGAGAGGCUGCAGGCCUUGGCGGAGAAACGGAAGCGGCAAACUGAAAUUGAUGAUAAAAGAAGCCAGCUUGAUGACCUGCUGCUGCAGCUCCAACAUGUCAAGUCCAAAGCUAUGCGUGAGCGGUGGCUGCUCCAGGGCAUGGGAGUGGAAGAAGAGGAGGCACGGCGGAAACAGCUGGAACAAGAUGAAGAGCAAGGGAAGAGGCUGGAAGACAUGAUACACAGGCUCGAGUCUGAAAUCGGUGCACUCGAAAGUGAAGAGUCUCAGAUUUCAGCCAAGGAGCAAGUUCUUCGAGAACGCCUGAAGGAGACAGAGCGCUCGAUAGAAGAGCUGCAGAAGAGUCUGAUGUCGCAGGAUCAAGAUGCCACUGGCUGCAUGUCUGCUCCUCUCUCGGACCGCAUGGACCCCGAUCCCAACCACCUCGCCCUGGCCACGCAGCACCAGACUGGCCCACCUGCCCUGGGCGACAACGCCAGACCAAGACCUGCCAUGUUUGCCAUGGAGAUCAACGUGCAGCACGACCCGCAGACUGGUGAGCAGCGCAUCCUCUCGGCCAACCGCGUGAACCCGUUGGAUGCAGCUUCACGUGGGGUCAAAGUCUACGACGAUGGCAGAAAAGUGGUCUAUGAGGUCACUUCCUCUGGGGGCGUGUCCACCACCACCGUAGAGAAUGGCUGGAGCUCUGAACAGGUUGACCAGCUGAUCCAGAGAGCUGCCAGACCUGUAGUACAAGGCGGGGACGGCGGGAGGGGUCAGGUGACAGUGACUCCAGCUGCCCCACAGGCAUAUGUUUCUCCAGCAGAUGUUGAUGAUCUGUCCCCACCCUCCUGUGCCCCGCCAUCCAUCCCUUCUAGCCCACCAGCCCAGGUUACACUCCAGAGGGAAAGCCGUCUGGGCAUGAUGCCCCCCUCCUCUGCUGCCGUCACGACCCAACCAACAUCCUCAGGCCACCCGGGCACCGAGCUCACUUCCCCGCCCCAGGCGAGCGUGGAGCACCCAGUCACCAUGGUGUUCCUCGGCUACCAGGACGUUGAAGACAUGAGCGAGAGCAGACAACUGUUGGGAUUCGACGGCGCUGUGAAGGCUGAGGUUGUUCUCAUCGAUGAAGAUGAUGAGAAAUCACUGAGAGAGAAAACAGUCACCGACAUCUCCGUCAUCGACGGCACAGCAGCAGACCUCGUGUCGGGCCGGCCAGUCACGUCUGAAGCUGUCAGCACCGAACUGUCUUCUGAUGGCCGUGAGCCUGACAGUACCUCCUCACCCCCUGCAAAUCCAGAAGCCAACACGGUCCCCCCACCCGGCCUCACCCCUGCUACAGUCUACAAUCAGACAUCUGGAGUUACUUUGACAACGGCAAAUGGAUGUCAAUCUCCAACUGCAAACACAAAUCUUCACACUGCUAUGAAAUCAUGGCAAGCAGAGGAUGUCAGUGACUCAGUCCCGAGAGAGCGAGCCCUGAAAACUGUCAGUUUCCAGGAGUCAGUCAGCGUUAUCACUGACAGGCCUGCAGCCAUGGAACUGGAGAGCCAGCAGAUCCAGCACGACUGUCUCAGCAGUCCCUGUAACAGAGCCCACAGUCCAGUUGGAAUGAAAGUAGAGACUCCUGACUGUGAGGUAGUGCAGGAGAUCUGCUACCUGGACCAGGUGUUAGAUGCAGCCUCAGACACACCCACAAAUGGGAACUCCUCUCUGUCACGUCACACCAAACCCAUCAGCAUAGAUGGAACUUCUCCUUCUGUGUGUGUGUCACCCUCCUCCCCUGUCAAUCACCACUCGAUCGUUGUGGAGGGACAAAAACAAACCACGUUUCUCCACCAGGACGAGUCUGCCGUUAAAACCAACGGGCACGCGCAGGGAGACGAGUCUGGGGGCAGCAGGGCAAAGUUUGAGCUGCGAGCAUUUCAGGAGGAGAAACGCCCGGCCAAGCUGUUCACCCCUGGAGAGGAGCAGCAGGUCAGGGUGACGAGGAGACGUCCCUCAGAGGAGGUUCAGGAAUUGGAGCGUGAGCGUCAGGAGCUGAUCAGAGACCAGGCAGUGAAGAAAAACCCUUCGAUUGCUCAGCGCUGGUGGAACCCUCCUCAGGAGAUCCCUUUGGAAGAACAGCUAGAGGCAGAUAAGCUCGAGUCUCUCAGGAAGUACCAGGAGAGGAAACAGCAGCGGCAUAAUCACACUUAUGCAUACACACAGCCUCAGGUGUCAGGCCCUCCCACAGUGGUAACCCUUGAUUCGGAGCUAACCAGGAAGGAGGACAUCGUGGAGGAGCAGAUCAACUUCUCCUCUGCUAGGAAGCAGUUUUUGCAAGGGGAGGCUACCAAGAAGGAUGUAGCUCCUCAAAUAUACUCUGCCAAACCCUUCUCGAAAUCCACAGCCAGGGGCAGCCACGGGAGCAGUGACAUUGUUGCAGAAACUGGGGAGACGCACGUGACCUGGUCUGAUGAAAGAACUAAAGAUGAAUUCACAUGUGCGCUAGCUGUGAUGACAAUCCUACCUGAGGAAGAGGAAGCAAAAGGUCAUUUUCAUCCAGCUUUUCACCCAGAGGAGUCUGACUCAGGACUGGACGAGUUAUCAGUCCGCUCUCAGGACACUACUAUAUUUAGCUUGGAUAAUGUUUCUGACAGCGGGGCUUCGCUACCCCCUACCCCAUUGCCACUUACCCCUGUGUCACCACCUACCCCUCAGCCAACUACUCCAGUCAACGGGCAGAUGAGUGGCAGUCCAACAGAAGAUGAGCUGGAGUACCACGCUGGGGUUCUUGUUCAAAAUGCCAUCCAAAACGCCCUAGCAGCUGAAAACGUAGAAGACUGGCAGCAAGCUGACUUGAAUUCUUCACAGCUGAGUACCCCUGCAUCUCCAUGCUCUGUAUCCACAAGCAGCCCAGUGCCAGUUUCUUCCUCCCCUGUGUCUUCUGGUGGAGCCCCCAGUUUCCAGUCACCUGUGUCCUCCAGUCCUGCGCCAUCCAACUCAUCCCCACAGCCAGACAGGCAGCCAGUGGUGAGAGUUGUUUCCCAAGAGAAGCCAUCAGAAUCACAAGAGGCUCAGAAGCAACAGCAGUCCCCAAGACCAGCACAAUCACAGCUCCAGACGCCUUCUCCUCCACCGUCUCAGCCUGUCUCACCACCACAGAGGCCCAGAGACGGAGGUCCCAGGAUUAAAAUCCAGUCCUCCUACACCAGAGCGCUUGCUUCAUCAGCUCCAGCCCCAGCUCCUGCGCCUGUGCCUGCUCCUGCCACAACAGCUCCUGUCUCUAGGCCAACCCCUGUAUACCGUCCCCCGUCUCCUCCAAGCCCAGAGAAACCAGAGUUCAGCUACUUCAGUAAAUACUCAGAGGCGGCUGAACUGCGUAGCACGGCGACAGCAGCGCGAGGGCCAGAGGUGGAGGCGGCUAGCGGCCCGUUCCGCCUGCGCUCCAAGAAGCAGCGAACUCUGUCCAUGAUUGAAGAGGAGAUCCGAGCAGCUCAGCAGAGAGAGGAAGAACUGAAGAAGCAGAGGGAGGUGCAGCCUACCGUUGUUGUCCGGCCCAGCGGCACUUCCAGCAGUAGUCAGGGACCUGUGAGGACGGGGAUGCGGCACGCCACUAUUUCCCCCACAGAUAAGAUGAAGAGCAACAGUUUGCCAACUAGACUCACAUUGACAGCACGGACAGCGCCAGGAAAGAUUGAGAAAGUUCGACCUGCGCCACCUGUCUCCCCCUCGACCUCUGAAGGAGCCCUGUCUGAUGCUGGCAGCGAGGACUCUGGAGGAUCACGACCCAAAAACUUCAUGCAGACUCUUAUGGAAGACUACGAAACACACAAAGUGAAGAGGAGAGAGAAAAUUGAGGACAACAGUUAUGCCCGUUUGUUGCUGGCUAACGAGGUAACCACUGAGGUUCUGGAGGCCACUCGUGUGACCAGGAGGAAAAGCGACAUGGCGCUGAAGUGGGAAGCCGGCAUCUAUGCCAAUGAGGAAGGCAAGGAAGAAGAGGAAGAGGAGGAGGAAGAAGAGGAGGAGGAGGAGUAAAAAACUCCCUUCAGAGACAACUAACAAGCCAAUUGGAGAGAAUGAAGGAAGAGAAAGACUGAAGGAAAAGUGAGAAAGCAGGAAGGAAAACUAUUUAUUUUAUUAAGAGUAUCUGAAGAUCACAUGACCCCAGCAGUGUGAACCAGUGGGGCUUUUUGGACCUGAAAACUGAAGGUAUAUUAGCAUGUUAAGUGGCUGAGGAUGUGGGAAAUAUGUGAAGGUGGUCAGCAAUAAAAGAGACACUUCAAAGGUGUUUGAUGGUGGUUUUAGAGCAACGUUUAGUGUUUUUGAUAGAUGGUAGAUGCUAAAUGACUGAAAUAUUCUUAGGAUUUUUCACCUUUAUGCUAUUAUUCAAAUAAGAUCUAAAGCUUUUAUUUUGACUGGUUGCCUGAGACUCUCUGAUGGUGGUUUCAUCUGCGCGUGCUAUAUAAUAACCACAGUCAUCCUCUGAAAGUGUGGAAAGCUUUUAAUCAAGAGGACGAUAUAAAAGAUAGGCAGAUGCAGCUAUUCAAAAAAAGAAAGUUCUGAGAGGAAGUAGACAAGGAGAGGCCAGAUCACCCUCUUAGUUUUUGUAAUUUCAGAAAUACUUUUACCUGGAUUUACUACUGGAAAGCUGCUGUGUUUUCCAAGAACCGAACCGAAAGGUGCCCCAAAGCGUCACUUUCAGAGCCCAUAAUGGCACAGUGCAGAUAUGACACAAGUUUGACACGCUUGCCAGGAGCUUUUGCCUUCUUGUCAAGCAUCUUUACUGAAUUUUGAGCAGUCAGCAGCCUUUUUGUGUUAAAUGCUAGUCAAGAAAUUAGCAAAACUAGCAAAACUAAACUUGCCUUAGACCGCCAGUGCGUGUCGGUGAACGGUAUGUAUUGUAUCCUCUCCUAUCCUGCAUUACUACACUGUCGGUAGACCUUAGGGAAAAUAAGCAACCACCUUAGAUAGAAAG
Pundamilia nyererei is the source of this 5132-nucleotide messenger RNA. It is a transcript of the gene palm2akap2, whose product is annotated as PALM2 and AKAP2 fusion. Gene Ontology annotation, cellular component: membrane. The transcript has 17 exons. Gene Ontology annotation, biological process: regulation of cell shape. Lineage: Eukaryota; Metazoa; Chordata; Actinopteri; Cichliformes; Cichlidae. The record is from RefSeq and is a predicted model, not a curated record. Bases 119 to 4192 code for a protein of 1357 amino acids.